Molecule: messenger RNA, 893 nt
Organism: Juglans regia (Persian walnut)
Lineage: Eukaryota; Viridiplantae; Streptophyta; Magnoliopsida; Fagales; Juglandaceae
Product: E3 ubiquitin-protein ligase RHA2A
Exons: 1
Coding region: 121-624 (167 amino acids)
Biological process (GO): protein ubiquitination
Molecular function (GO): ubiquitin protein ligase activity
Source: RefSeq, a predicted model, not a curated record
CUCAUCGUCCUUCUAUCUCUCUGUAGUCUCUGCUCGUCCUUCUAUCUCUGCUCUUUCUCUUCUAUCCUCCAAAAGCAAAAAAAAAAAAAAAAAACUAUAAAUAAGUGAAAAAUUAGUGAGAUGGGAUUGCAGAGCCAGCUGAACGACGUGUCAUCGGAUUCGAUCCCACUUCUACUUCUGGCGCUCUUCGCCAAGUGCGUCAGCUACCUCCGUUCUGUCGUCUCCGGCCUAUUCCACUCUCUCGGUCUCUCCCGAUUCAACCCAGACAGCGCCGUAGACGAUGGUUUCGUGGCCGCCGUUGGGUCGGGCCUUGCCGGCCUAAUCGUCUUGGCCGAUCAGCUCAACCUCAACCGGGUGUUUUCCUUCGAGUACGUCGACAGCGAGGAGUCGGACCUCGUCGGCCGGCCCGAUUGCGUCGUGUGCCUCUCCGCGUUGAGGGAUGGGGACCAGGUGCGACGGCUAGCGUGCCUCCACGUCUUCCACAAGGAGUGCUUCGAUGGCUGGCUCAACCACCUCAAGUUCACGUGCCCUAUUUGUCGGUCGCCGCAGGUGUGUGAUGAGCGCGUGUCACUCACCGACCGUCGCGUCGGUGGAGACCUCCUCGCGUGGUUCUCCGUGCGGUGAUUAUGCACAACGAAGGAUCAUGAUGUGGUCGUCAUCCCAACCGUCGGUGGUUUUUUUCUUUCUGAAAUUUACAGUUUUAACCUUGCUUUUAUUAUUUUUGAGGGUUGGUGGCACUUGCAGUUUUGAACGUCGAACUUUAUUUUUAUUUAUUUUUCGUUCCUGUAUUUUUGAAGAACCCGUUUAGCUGGGCUUCUUUUGUAACCGCUGUAAAUUCUCCCAUCUUUUGUAGUGCUUAUAUAAUAAAGGAAGAUGGCUCUCUUCUCUCUCUC